UUAUAUUGCGAUGUUCCAAUAGCAUUUUGCAGUUAAACUUAAUAAACGCCUUCGGUGAUCCAAUCACUAAUAAAUUAUCCUAAAGUCAAUGCAAUAUGCAAGAGCCAUCCAGAACAUCUCACCGAUAUACAUUCAUUGCUAUAUUUUAGGUAUGAUAAGGCCAAAAAAGCCAAAAGUUUUCACACGCCAUUGACACAAGAAUAAAAAAUAAAAUUCGCAAAAAAUCGUCAGUUCAAUACAAAUACAUGUGUUUUUCAAUUAUAUCUUUAUUACUUUUCUUAAUGCUUGUUUAAAUUGUUUAAAGAAUACGAUUUACAUGUAUAACGAAACAUCAAAAAUCAAAGCCCUCUCCAAGUAUGAUGUAACAACCCGAAAUAACACAAUUUGACUAUUACAUGUUGAACGACCUUGAAAUUUGAAUACUCUUCUAAAAUCCAAAAUUCUUAUCUCAUAGUUUAAAUUCAGCGUACGUUAGAUGUCAUUUAAUUGUUUAUCUUAUGGUUUUAUUCAUUAUCUGGACUAACUGAAAGAUUUAAACAUGUUAGUCUUUUUUGUUUGGUUAGUCUUUUAUUUAGCCACGUACAGUAACUGGUUUACAUGGAAUCCAAGAAGAAUCCUUUAUGCAAAGUAUCAUGAAUGAAAUAAUGGAAUUGAAAACGAGGCAGAAUUCUUGUGAGCGAUACAAGGUUGAAUUAGAGGAAGUAGUUGAUAAGCUGAAAACAAGGCAAAGUUCGUAUGAAGCUAAAGUUUCUGAAUUAGAAGCUGUAGUAGAUGAUCUUCAGAAACGCAAUGAGAAGUUGGAACAAGAGAUACUAGGAAUUCAAGAGGACAUGGAUUCCCGGAAACAAAUCUACAAUGUUCAACGUCAAGACAAUUCAGAUAAUCUCACGACUUACCAAAUGCGUCACAAGCGAAUACUAGUUGACGGUCAAGUGGCGUUUACAGCUGGUGUAUUAAGUGCAGACCUAACACAACUAGGAGAUCACCACACAAUCAUCUUUGAUAAGCCUAUAACAAAUGUUGGAAAUGCUUACAGCGUAAAUUCUGGAAUAUUCCAGGCACCUCUGAAGGGUAUUUAUGUAUUCACAAUGACACUAAUGGUUGUCCCACGUCACAGUGAGUAUCUGGACAUUGUUGUUGAUGGAAAUUUUAUCAAUCAAAUUUUUGCAGAUGCUUCGUCGGUUGAUGAUUAUAUGUCGACAACUAAGCAAUGGGUACUCGAUCUCAACGUUGGCUCCGAAGUUUGGAUCCGAACAUCAACGUACGAAAAUAGGGGAGAGAUUCAUGGUGCAAUGCACACAACUUUCAGUGGUUUUUUGUUGUUUGAAACUGAAUAAUUGCCAUUCAAUGAUACCCACUUGACAGCUUACAUUUUGUUAAAAGAAUAUAAUAAAGGAUAUUUAGAACAUAUUUUUAAUCAUCUUAUCUUUUUCAUUAAUAAAAUCAUUCGCCACAGAAUAAAAUAAAACUUGAAAUUUAGCUUUCAAAUUGAACUACUCCCUGAAUUCAACGACUCCGGCCUUGUUUCAGUGCACCAAACCAAUUUCCUUAUAUAAAUGCAUACCUUUGCAACUUUGGUCUCGGCAUAGUGAAUUUUCGUUCUCUUCGUAAAUAAGUCGCAUUUUAGGC
Molecule: messenger RNA, 1629 nt
Organism: Ruditapes philippinarum (Manila clam)
Lineage: Eukaryota; Metazoa; Mollusca; Bivalvia; Venerida; Veneridae
Product: complement C1q tumor necrosis factor-related protein 3-like
Exons: 3
Coding region: 621-1337 (238 amino acids)
Molecular function (GO): protein binding
Source: RefSeq, a predicted model, not a curated record